Messenger RNA from Egretta garzetta (little egret), 3180 nucleotides. RefSeq names its product migration and invasion inhibitory protein (gene MIIP). Gene Ontology annotation, biological process: negative regulation of cell migration; negative regulation of G2/M transition of mitotic cell cycle. NCBI's taxonomy places the organism in Eukaryota, Metazoa, Chordata, Aves, Pelecaniformes, Ardeidae. The transcript is spliced from 10 exons. The record is from RefSeq and is a predicted model, not a curated record. Bases 1232 to 2653 code for a protein of 473 amino acids.
ACUGUGAGAAGCUAAGCUCCUUUUCACAAAGGAUGCGACUAAAGCAGUUUCAUAAGCUUGAGCCCCUGGGGUUGAGCAUGAAGGACUAACAGCUUCUUGUAGAUUGUGCUAAGAGUGGAUCUAAUCUGGUAAAACCCUGCCAGAAAGUCCCUUGACUAAUGUUAUUUUCAGAGUAUUUACUUUCUUAUGAGCAAUGAUGAGAGGACACUGUUAGCUUUGUCCUGUGAAUACUAUGAGAACUUCUGUUUUGUUCAAAUGAUCUCAAAGCCUCAAGACUGGUAUUUCUAUUUUAUGUCCAGUAAUGCACCUCUCAUGCUUAUUUUUGUAACAAACAGAUAUGUUGUAGUUUUUCUGAUUGUUAGCACUGCUUUUUGUUCCUCCCAGUGCUGUUGUACAGUAUAUGCAUUUGAUUCCUCAUGUCCAGUUGCCAAGGUAGCAGAGACAAGAACAACUCACAUGAGCUUUUGCAGAAGGGUUUAGGGAUCCUUCAGAAGCAAAGGUCCUGGAGAAGCACAUAGUUUUACUUGAGAACAUAAUUGAUCACUCCAUCUAAAAGCAAUAUGGGAUUUUGGGGUUAGAGUUUUGUUUUACUAAAAAAAAAAAACAAACCACUUUCUGCAAAUUUAGAGGUGCUUGUGAUGUUGUAAACCUGUUGAAUGGUGUGACAACCUUCUAGUCAAACUAAGCUUUAUUUAUCUCUUUAUUUAUUAACUCUACUAAUAAAAGGGCAAUUAAAUUAAACCCUUAGUGAUUUAUGUGUGGGAUUGGAAUUGUCUGAGCCCUAGUCCUGAGUCAUAAGUGAGCCUUUUGGAGUCUUGCUGCCUGGGGAACGUGGAGGACAGUUUGGACUUAAUAUUUCUUUUGGAUGCAGUAAAUACAUUUGUAAUACAUUCAUAUUAUUUAUUCAUGUUUUGAAGUUAUAACCAUCAUGGUAUUAUCACAGUAUAAAUUUUGAUGCAAAAAUUAAAAAGAAAAGAUAAAGCAGAAUUACAUAAAAUUGUCCUAAAUAUCCGCCUCUGAAUCAAAUGACUCAUUUUGCUUUUUGAUGUAACUUUUUUCAUGUGUAUUGUUACCUUUGUAAGAGUGCCUUGUCUCUAUUCAGUCAGUUACCAGUUUCUGGGUACAAAAUACUUGACUACAUCUGAGGGGAGAGAAGUAUGCAAUGGUGCUAGUUCAUAGCGUAAAGUUUUGGGACUGGCUGAUUUCUCAGGAGCAAUGACUGACACUCUCAAUGUUCCAACAGCUGGAAAUGUUUUAUAGGAUGGAGUUAGAGGACCUGAAGAGGCUGCGUCAGGCCAACCAGGACCUUCUUCAGAGGCUCAGAAUGAAGCAGGAAGAGAUCAGAAAAAGACUUCCCAGCAAGCCGCUCUUUCCAGCAUCUCUUCAUAAUAGAACAGCUACUGAGAGAUCUGUCCCCUUGCCCAAGAGAGGGAAGGAAAAUCAGGUCGAUGCUGCGAAGUCUACAGCUGACCCUGCAAUGUUGGUGUCUGUGGAACCCGGAGGUUACACAGCCAGAGCAGCCCUUUGUUCAUCUCUUAAACACAGUAGCAAUGACAGAGGGGUACGGCAACAACAAGCAAAGAUUCAGGAAGCAGUAGGUUUCAAUUCCAGCUUUCCUGGGAAAGAGAAGAAUGUUACGCCAGUGUCUGCAAUCAUUACCUGUGGCAGAGAAAUCUCCAGAGGGGAUAGGGAUGGCCAUGCUCAAGGAAGUCCAGAGAAAGAAUGCUUCCUCGUGGGACAUGGAGAGAACAGGAAACAGUGCACUCUGCUACAUGGUUUCCAUGAGAAAAAACAGCUUAAGGGUCAUCCAGACCCAUUGCCGAGCAGUAUGCAAAGUGAAGAGACCAGCAAGCAGCAUGUGGUCAUUAGAGAGCCCAUAAUCCGUAAAUCGAUCUUGCUGACAUCUCAGUCUAAAGAGUUGAAGAAUGAAGCUGAUUGUGUGACUUUUCGGUCUGACCCUGAACAAUAUACCAUACCUGUGAGCAGCUGGUCUGUGCGUCCUUUCCUGGGCUAUGACUGGAUUGCAGGGCUCCUAGAUACAAACUCUUCAGUAGCAGAAAAAUCUGAUCAAUACUUUGCUGAGCUGCAGGAAUUCCGACAGGCCAACAAAGCAGCGUGUAUUCAUGAGCAGCACCUGGAGCCCAAGGCUCUGGAUUACGAAGUUCCUGAACAAGAACCAGAUUUGAUAACUGUUUCCCAUAAGUGUGUUUACUGUUAUCGAUUAAAUCAGCGCCUCUUCACUGUCCCUGUGGAUUCAGAAUCUGCCUGCCCCAUUUGUAAGAUCCCACGUACUUACCAGCCCCCAGAGGUACUGGAAGAGCCAGCCUAUGUCAGGGUCAGCAUUCCCAGGUCUACCCUUAUGCCUGCCUACAAAUACAAAGCCCAUCGCAGGAAGAGCCUUGAACCGGCAGACAAUCUAGCAUUACCUUUGCAUUGCCUGGCUGGCUGGGAAAAUAUCCCUUCCAGCAACCCCACACUCAGCAGUCUGGAUCUGCGAGCUUCACUGGAGGAGAAGCCUUCUCACCAUCCUCGCUUGAACUUGGUGUCCAGAGUGUCAGGAGGAACCAGAACUGACCAGCUUCUGAACCUGACCCACUUGAUACACUUUGGAUUUGGCAGUGCUUCUCAGCAGAGGGAGCAAAACAACCCGUGACACUACAGGGGAGCUCCAAGUUUAAAUCCGACUGCCUCAGCUCUAUGAACCACUGACUUUAUUGUCCUGGGGAAGGGAUGGGCACAGGGUGUGAAAACAACUCUAUUUGGAGAAAAAUAAAUCUUUGAACACGUUUUUCCUAGUUUUCAUAGUUGUGUGCAUACAUGAGCAAGCGAUACACAUAGCUGAAUGUAAAAACUCUCAUAUAUGUUUUUUCACUUCUCUUUUUUUGCCUUUUGCAGCUACUUCUAAGCAGAUGCGUGAGCUUUGCCACAUAGGGCUGGAUAAAGUGGUGUAUACGGGAUGACUAACUGUUACCACUAGGACAGCCGUACCAACAGAGUUCAUCUGCCACCUCACCUAAGUAAACCAGAAGUGUAAUACUGUUAACUCUGAAUGCUAGGGCUCUGAAUGGGCCUAUGAAUGGCCUGGUUCAGUGGAAUGCGUACAAAAAUGUUCAUUUCCAAAAAUUUGAAACAUGAAACAUAAUUUGAUAGUGCCUUAAACUGGAGUUGCUCAAUAAUUGC